Molecule: messenger RNA, 2505 nt
Organism: Paramormyrops kingsleyae
Lineage: Eukaryota; Metazoa; Chordata; Actinopteri; Osteoglossiformes; Mormyridae
Gene: kiss1ra
Product: KISS1 receptor a
Biological process (GO): G protein-coupled receptor signaling pathway
Cellular component (GO): plasma membrane
Molecular function (GO): G protein-coupled receptor activity
Source: RefSeq, a predicted model, not a curated record
GAUAGCGAGCUUGUUGGGUGAAACGUUACAGUUUGGACUCGGGGCACUGCUUGUACUGCGACAGAAGGGCACCACACACACACACGCACAUUCUGCCACUAGCCACCAUUAUAGUUGGGAAUAUCACACUCCAAUGGCAUCCUUGCCUCCCAACGGCAUGUGGAACUCCACUGAGUUGCUCCUCAACACAUCAGAGGGGAACAUCUCGCUGGAGCACCCUAAGGAGGGUGCGCACCCCUUCCUGACUGAUGCUUGGUUGGUGCCUCUGUUUUUCACCCUCAUCAUGCUUCUGGGUUUGCUGGGAAAUUCACUGGUCAUCUACGUGGUCUCUAAACACCGACAGAUGAGGACUGCCACCAACUUCUACAUCGCUAACCUGGCCCUCACAGACAUCCUCUUCCUCGUGUGCUGUGUGCCCUUCACUGCCGCCCUCUACCCACUGCCCAGCUGGAUCUUUGGAAGCUUCAUGUGCAAAUUUGUUGCUUUCCUUCAGCAGGUCACUGUUCAGGCCACCUGCAUCACCCUCACAGCUAUGAGUGGGGACAGAUGUUAUGCCACCGUGUGUCCACUCAAAUCACUGCGCCAUCGCACACCUCGUGUGGCCAUGGCUGUGAGCACGUGCAUCUGGAUCGGGUCCUUCAUUGUUUCCACUCCCAUAUUCAUGUAUCAGAAGGUUGAGGAGGGUUACUGGUACGGCCCCAGACACUACUGCACUGAGAAGUUCCCCUCCAAGAGCCUGGAGAAGGCCUUCAUACUGUACCAGUUCAUAGCCGUCUACCUGCUGCCUGUAUUCACCAUCUCAUUCUGCUACGCAUUAAUACUCAAGCGAGUUGGUCAGCCUGCUGUGGAGCCUGUUGAUAACAACUCUCUGGUCCACUUGGUAUCAGAGAGGACAGUUGCUAUCAGGAGUAAGGUCUCCAGGAUGGUUGUAGUCAUUGUCUUACUAUUCACAGUCUGCUGGGGCCCAAUCCAGCUCUUCAUCCUCUUCCAGUCUUUCUACCCAAACUAUAAACCCAACUAUGCUACCUACAAAAUAAAAACCUGGGCCAACUGCAUGUCUUACGCCAACUCCUCCAUCAAUCCCAUUGUAUACGGGUUCAUGGGUGCUGGCUUCCGCAAAUCCUUCAAAAAGGCCUUUCCGUUCCUCUUCAGACGCAAAGUGAGAGACAGCAGCGUGAGUUCAGGGACUGCCAAUGCUGAGAUCAAAUUUAUCACGACAGAAAUGAGCAAUAGAGGGGAAAUGAGCACUGGGCAGCAGGGGGCAUAAGCGGAGUGAUACAAAGCACAUACACAUGCAGCACCAAGCAGGGCACUAAGUGGGGCACUAAGCAGGGCAGCAAAUGGGGCACUAAGUAGGGCACCAAGUGGGGCACUAAGCAGGGCACCAAGUGGGGAUAAACGAUAUACAGAUAGUCCACUCUAAAAACAGCGUAAGAACUUGCAGAUGGGAGGUGGGGGUUCUGAUUAGCGGUGCUGGUCAUCGUUUUUUUAGUUUCUAUGGAAAAUGAUCGGUGGGCUGGAUUUGAAAAUGAAUUAAAAAUAUGUCAUGAAGCAUCUGAAACCAUCUACAACAGUAUUUCAUAAACUUACAGUGAGCUCUGGUCACGUAUCACCAUCAUUACAUACAUAGGGACCUUUGUGUACCAUAUGAGGAGUUAAAAAAAAUAUCUGCGUGCUGUUUGUUAAAAAACUGCGUCAGAAAAGUAGGCUGAAGGUUGACCUCACUCACUGUCCCAUUGAAGAGUCUAACUAACCUGCCCACACUAUUUAUGCAUGCAAAUUUGUAUUAAAACACAAAGCAUUUAUGUUGGGUUACUUGUUAAAAAGUUGUAGUAAUUUGUAUUUGUGGUAACAUUUUUAAGUAGGCUUAGCUCUUCAAAUCAUGAAAAACAGAAGGCAUCACUUGCAAAAAAAGAUUUAACAAAGAAUUAUAUAUCAUGAGGCACAUUCAGUUUGGAUAUUUAAAUUAACCCUGUCUGACUUAAUCCUCUCUGAAUGAGUCCUAUGAGUCGUAGUCCUGAUCAUACUUGGUCUUAAAUUCACAAUUGAAGCAUUUUUGAAAUACCAAACAGUUGUUAAAGCAAUGUAUGUUAAGGGGAAAAGACUACUAAAUAAUAUGAAUCUUCUCAACUGCUUGAAAAUGCUUACCAGAAAUAAUUUAAGCUAUUAUUUGUUUAUAAUUUGUCUAAAUGUAUUUGUUUAAAAAGCAAUUGUUGUUGUGUACGUCAAGCCUUUGGCAUGCAGUCAGACAGUGUUCUUCAUGUGAUUAUCUGAAGGCAUUCAAUAUUGUUGUGAUUUUACUGCUCUUUGUUGAUAGGUUAAUUCUUGUAAUUUUAAUAUUUAUUUUGGCUUUGAAUAAACCUAAGACUGAAUUAUUGGAAAGACAAAUAGUUCAGCAGAAAUAUGGUCUGUUUCUUUAUCUCUCCAGCACACUGAAAUAAUAAUGUCCAGCUGAUUUACCUUUUACGUGCUUUUUCUUGAUAAAAUGGAAAUGUUGCCAUACAU